Capronia epimyces CBS 606.96 is the source of this 879-nucleotide messenger RNA. RefSeq lists its product as uncharacterized. The transcript has 2 exons. The record is from RefSeq and is a predicted model, not a curated record. The coding region runs from base 1 to 879 and encodes 292 amino acids. Lineage: Eukaryota; Fungi; Ascomycota; Eurotiomycetes; Chaetothyriales; Herpotrichiellaceae.
AUGUCUUUCCACGAUUCUUCUGCCCAAACUCCAGCUUCGCCUUCUGAUCAACUCGGAAGCGUGUCUUGGGAAGACCGCCGCUUCACGGUCCAUGUCAAUGACACCUCGUUCGACCUAGGCGGACUCCCACUGUUCCCUUGGAAUGAACACUCUGAACUUGUCAUUCGAAUCGACCCCGCUUUCGAUUCUCUGCAUUCGAGCCGUCCUCACAUGGUCGACUUGAAGAAUAGUGACUUGUACAUGAGAACUUUGGUCCAGAGAGCACAACGUGCAGCAGACAACUUGAAGGAGCUCUUGCAGGGCCGUAUCAACAACGGUGAAUGUCAAGUCCAACUGGUCUUUGGAGAAUUCGCUGAGAUCCUGGCUGCCUGGCACUGGAUCGAACCCGAGUCUGUUCAUCAGUCUGCAAUCCAUACACGGAUGCUCUGGCCCCGUGUCAAACUGCCCAAGGUCACUGUGAGGCUGGGACGAGCAUGGCUUCAGAAAUUGUCCGAUCAGCAGAACACCACUCCAGACGCAUUGAAUGUGAAGGCGGCCAUCUGGGAGGACUGCCACCGAAUCCUUCAGACAGCUUAUUCGACAGCGCAGGUUCCACCAUUGUUUCCUUUGGCCGCGGAGACUUGGGAUUGUUUCCGUCUCAAUCUGCUGGGAACCACCUACGUGGUCCAGGAUUUGGGAGAUCUCAGCGCGAAGAAUACAUCUGUCGUACCUGCCGAUGACCCCGACAUCCGUUUCAGUGAUGAGAUUAUCUGGAGUGGUGUUGUUGAGAGCAGGGACCCGGAUGAGGACGACUACCUCUACAUGAGCCGCGCUCCGACUGGUGGGGCGGGCCACAGCCACAAUCGAAGUCUGGAAAGUGCAGGUGGACCGGCAAAUUGA